Molecule: messenger RNA, 342 nt
Organism: Macrosiphum euphorbiae (potato aphid)
Lineage: Eukaryota; Metazoa; Arthropoda; Insecta; Hemiptera; Aphididae
Source: the annotation of a GenBank genome assembly
AUGAGAAAAUUCUCUUUCUGGAGUUCAAUACGCGUGGUGGCCUGGCGGUCCAACAAUCCUGAGACGCCAGGAUACAAUGCCGAAGAACCUAACACGUCACUCAUAAACUUAGAUGCAAACAAUUUGUACGGGUACGCGAUGUGUCAGUAUAUGCCGAUUGGAGAUUUCGUAUGGUACGCGGGAAAUCCAGAGGUCACGCUGGCCCAGUUAGAGUGGAUGGGCGCGACGGACGUUGGGGGUAGAUUUUACGAAGUGGAUAUAAUAUACCAGCAGAAUCUACACGACGCCCACAACGAUAUGCCGUUUUUGCCUCACGCCAGCAUUCCGCAUCGUUCGGAUUAA